Messenger RNA from Neoarius graeffei (lesser salmon catfish), 5361 nucleotides. It is a transcript of the gene ibtk, whose product is annotated as inhibitor of Bruton agammaglobulinemia tyrosine kinase. Gene Ontology annotation, cellular component: cytoplasm; nucleoplasm. Gene Ontology annotation, biological process: negative regulation of protein phosphorylation. Gene Ontology annotation, molecular function: protein tyrosine kinase inhibitor activity; protein kinase binding. The record is from RefSeq and is a predicted model, not a curated record. Lineage: Eukaryota; Metazoa; Chordata; Actinopteri; Siluriformes; Ariidae. The transcript is spliced from 29 exons. Bases 792 to 4829 code for a protein of 1345 amino acids.
AUACAGAAUUCCAGGAGCCAAUCAGCUUUCGCCGCUUUCCUGGGUCGUACCUGUUUAGCUCAACCUGACCGUAGCUCUGCAGAAUAUCGUUAAAAGCAGGAUUAUUUAUUUGAAAAUGUGCUUUUUGGGUUUUCACGCCGACUCAAACUUAAACACUGCUUCCUGUUUCAUCUAGCGGCAGGUACCACUUACAAUUAUGGAGUUUUAAAAAGGUAGUGUGUUUUGAGGGGAAGGGGUCUUUCCCCUCAAACUGAAUGGACUGUUUGAUGGACUUUUCAGGUGGUUUCAGAGUUUGUUGCCUUUUGCACAUUAAGCUAAACUAGAGAACUAUUACAAAGAAAGUAUUUUUGCAAAACUGAGAAUAUAUAUGUUUGUAAAGUUUUGUACAGAAAAGAAAUAGCCAAAUAUUUAUCAGUUAAUGAUGCCACUGAUGCUUUUUCCAGCACUGUGUCGUGUGGGUCACGUUGUUGACAUGGUGGACUGAGGCAAGGUUGACUUUCACCCUGGGGUUGCUAGGGUGCGGUGGAAACCCAACACUUGCACAAUUCUAGCACCCCAAAGUUUGGACAGGGAGCACCCCCCCCCCCCCCCCCCCCCCUUUUUUUUGUGCAUGUAGGUGUAUGGCAAGUUUAGUUUUAUAAUCAGGUUUUCAGUGCAGUUUGCUUAAGUUAUUGUGGCAUACCUGAUUGUUAUUGGGCCUUAUUAGCAGGUAAGACAGUGGUAGAGCAGGGCAGAGUUUUAUUUAGUGGGGGGAAAAGGGUGCAAAAAGGCAUUGUGGGAAAGGGAGUAAGAUGAGUCUGAUAACCCCAGAAUGCACAGCAAAAUGCCAUUCACCACGUCAUGCGGAGGUGAUUGUGGCUGCUCUUACGGGUGGCUCAGAAGGACAGCUAAAGACCUUCCUGUCAACUUACUGCCAUAAUGCUGCCACGCUGAAGGAUGAGUUCGGCCGCACAGCACUCCAUCUUGCUGCUUCAUUGGGAAAACGAGCCUUGCUCGAAUGGCUUCUGGACAGCAAGAAUGCUGACCUGUUGUUGAAGGACAAGGAGUCGGGCUGGACAGCUGUGCACCGCAGUGCAUUCUAUGGACAAAUUCACUGUCUCAUGGCCCUCAUCAAGCGUGGCGGUUCAGUUUCUACCCUGGAUAAGGAGGGACUCUCUGUUCUGGAUCUAACUAUGAAGGACCGCCCAGCUCAUGUUGUCUUUCACAGCAGUGAUCCCACUGAAGUGUACACCUGGGGUAACAAUACCAAUUUUAGCCUUGGACAUGGAAACCAGGAGAGUAGACACAAUCCUGAGAUUGUGGACCUGUUUACCAGAACUGGGGUUUAUAUUAAGCAGGUGGUUGUGUGCAAGUUCCACUCUGUCUUUCUUUCUCAGAAGGGUCAUGUUUACACUUGUGGUCAUGGACAGGGAGGACGUCUUGGACAUGGGGAUGAACAGACCUAUUUGGUUCCCCGUAUGGUGGAGGGGCUGGUCUCCCAUCAUUGCUCACAGGUUGCUGCAGCCAGAGAUCACACGGUGGUUCUAACUGAGGAGGGCUAUGUUUACAGUUUUGGUCUCAACACAUACCACCAGCUGGGCUUGACUCCUCCUGCUGCCAGCCAAGUUCCCAAGCAGGUGACUUCUAAGAGUUUGAAAGGGAAGAAUGUGGUUGGUGUUGCUGCUGGAAGGUUUCACACUGUUCUGUGGACGAGAGAUGCAGUUUACACUGUUGGACUAAACGGCGGACAACUGGGCUAUCUGCUGGACCCAAAUGGGGAGAAGUGUGUGACUGUGCCCCGGCAGGUGUCUGCUCUACACCACAAGGAUGUCGCCAUUGCCAUGGUUGCUGCCAGUAAUGGAGCUACUGUGUGUUUGACGGAGAAAGGGGAUAUCUAUUUGCUCGCUGACUACCAGUGCAAGAAGUUGGCCUCCAAGCAGCUGAACAUCAAGAAGGUUCUUGUAACUGGAGGCACUUUGGACCAUAGGGUAGACCCGCACCUCCUAAAUGAGAGUGGGGGAGAGAAGAUAUCCAUCUUAGCCCUGGAUGAGAUUGGCAGGGUUUUCUGCUGGCGCUCCGUGGGCACUUCUUUGAGACCGUGCAGGUGGGCCUAUGGGCGACAGGUCUUCAUGUCUGAUAUCGCCAUUAGCAAGAACAAAAUGAUGUUCAUCACACUGGAUGGUGAGGGUUUUAGUGGCCAGUGGCUUGGUGAAUACAAGAAGGGUAUGGAUAAAAAAGAUGUGUGCAGUCAUUCUGAGGGUGGAAGUGCGUAUGAGCGCAUCCGGCUGGAAAGGCUACCCUACGUCCACCGAGCCGUCAGCAUUACCAUGGACUCUAAGGGCCGUAACUUUGGGGUGCUCCAGUCUGAUCCCAAAACCAGCAUAUAUGAAGUUCCCACUGUUUCAGCCUCCUUGUUCAUGCAGCACUUUAAGCAGCUCCUGGCUGAAGCCGAUGAGACUGACAGCAUUCAUGAUGUGACCCUUCAGGCCGGUGAUCGUGUCUUUCCAUGUCACAAGUACAUCCUGUCUAUGCGUUCAGAAUUUUUCCGCAAGCAACUCUUACCAGAGGUUGGCCAGGGAGAUGAGGUGGAUGGGGAAGUGAGGAGAAACGUGGAUGCUGUGGGCUGUGACCUUCUGGUGCUGGAAAAGAUCUCUCCUGAUAUGUUAGAACAGGCACUGCACUUCAUCUAUACAGACUCGUGUGAGAUGCUGGUGCAUGGAGCAAGGCCAACAAUCUCAUGCCUCCACAGUGCUCCUGAGCAGGAGCAGCAGCAGCUAAUUUGCAACCUGCAGGAGCUGAAUGUUCGUGGACGAGCUGCUCUGGAGAUCUAUCGAUCCCUGCCUGCCUCAGUUCCCAGCCAGGGAGAAAAGUCAAAGAGCAAAAGUGCCAAAUCUGGGAAGAAGGACAAGGGUGGCAGUGCUAAUGAAUCUAGCCACAAUCCUAUCAAGAUGCUUCAAGGAGUAGCCAAGAAACUGGGCUUGGGUAGUCUCUCUGCAAGGCUUGAUGGAGUAAAGUAUGAAAAUGGGCAAAUCAGCGUGGUGCAAAAGAAGACUGGCAACAGACCAAGAUUCUACCUAAAGAAACUCCCCUACCUCUGUGACGUCACCUUGAGGUCUGAGGAUGGGAAGGAGUUCCCUUGUCACAAAUGCAUUCUGUGUGCCCGACUGGAGUAUUUUAACAGUAUGCUGGGAAAUCCCUGGAUUGAGUCUACUAGCUGUACUGCACUGGAGAUGCCAACUAGUGCCAAGGUCUUGCAGGUCAUUCUGGAGUACAUCUACACAGAUGAGUCUCCCACUAUCAGAGAGUCUCUGAGUGUGGAGUUUACUUGCAGUGUCCUGGUGGUGGCUGAUCAGCUUCUCAUCACUCGGUUGAAGGAGAUAUGUGAAGUGGCAGUCACUGAAAACUUGACUCUGAAGAAUGCUGCAGAGUUACUGGAGUUUGCCGUGAUGUACAAUGCUGAGCAGCUUAAACUCUCCUGCCUGCAGUUUAUUGGUCUCAACAUGGCCGCGUUCCUGGAGUCUAAGGCUCUGGAGAUCUUGAGCGAUGAUGUGUUGUUGGAGCUGUCUAUAGCAUAUAGGAAAAUGAUUCCAGCCAUGCAAAGACGGCAUAUCACUCCUUAUCUUGGUGCCCCUGAUCUGAGUGCUUAUAAAGACAUGAACCUGGAUUCAGUCACCAGCUGUAAGAUCAGUUUUGAACAGGAGCACUCCUGCAACGAUGGUCUGUUGAAGAAAACCAAAGUAAAGGCUAAGAAGAAGCCACGUCGUCGCUUGGAUAGCUCAGGAGGGUACAACCUAUCUGAUGUCAUCCAGAGUUCACCCACUGAUGCCAUUCAGAGCCCACCCUCCAUAGGUUUGGUAGACUCCAGGAAAGCUUGCUCCGUGGAAUCUCUGCAUGAGUUGAUCACAUCUGAUUCUGAGGGCAGUUAUAUUGGAGUGGGCAGCCCUCGAGACCUUCAGUCACCAGUCUUUCAGGACAGAGCUUAUGAAGAAAAGUUAGGGCAUGUUGGCUGGAAAACUCCUCCCAGCACUCCAACCUGGAGGAAAGGAUCUUUGCCUGUCAAGUGCUCCACACCUGAACCCAUCCCCAGGGUUCAAGCGAGUCCGUCUCGCCCGGCACCUGUUCUGGAUCUCAGGGCCAUUAUGGAGAUGGAGGCCAACUCUCUGAACCUUGGAGCCACUCCAAAAAGCCCUGGCUCGUCUGGAAACAGCAGUAAACCCACAGUCAUCCCCACUAAACUGUCUCAGAAGCAGAGGAAGAUGAUGGCCAUGGCUACCAGAGAGGCCAGUAUUGAUGGGGUGUCUGCCAAAUCUCCCCCUGGAGUCGCUUCAGUUAAGCCUGCAAAGGGCUGGGCAACAGCGGCGCAGUCCUCUCCUUCAUCACUGUCUUUCCGGGAUUUGCUAAUAGAGGAGGCGCAACGUGAUAAAUCAUCAGCAACUGCUGCCAUGGCUGCCGGGAGAUCAGCAAGUACUGUUGGCAUGGCCACUUGUGCCAAAAGAGUGACCUUUAAGUGUGCUGAGCCUGGCAAUGCUGGCAAACCUGCAGGGCCAUGGGUGCUUGGACAAGUGGGCAGCCCACCAGCUCCUGCUGCAGUCACUUUUGCAUCCAUUGUUGAAGAGGAAAAGCAGCAGGAAGCUGCACUCAUCCGCAGUCGAGAGAAGCCUCUGGCAUUGAUACAGGUUUACCAUCCAAACGAGAUCACAUGGGAUUACCUUUCACAGAUUGAGGAGCGAGCAAUUCAGGACUUACUGGUUCAUUACAGAGCUUUCAACAACCCUGAUGAGCUCAUCAUGGUGGAAAGAUCCCCCCAAGGCCCUAUUGCCGUCCCUACCUGGAACAAACAUUCAAAUUAGUACACCCAUUGCCUAUCUCUUAAAUAUCUCCUACGUACUUUUGUGUGUUCUGGUCAAUGUUGACCUGUACCUUGGUUGUGUAACUGUAUCAGUAGUUUGUUCCCCCCACUCCCUUAUUUUGCGUUCAUGUUAGGAAUAUCUCAGUGCUUCAUAUAUUUGCUGUUAAUUAUUAAAUCUUAAGAGGGGUUUACAGUGAAGAAGAACUGAAGUUCAUAAGUCAUUGCCAUGGAAUUUUGGACGAUAAAUUUGGAGAAAGAAAAAUUGUGCCCCCGUAUGGUCCCUUCUGAUUUGUCACAAUUUACAAAGGUAUUGUGUGUUUUGUUAGUAGAAAUUACCUUUUUUUUUUUUUUUCUUGCUUAUGACCACAGUUAGAAGAAAUGGACACUACACUUGAAGUCCAGAGUUGUUAGAAGACAGAGUGAAUGUUAACAGAAGCCUUUCUAGAGUCUGUGUUUUUUUUUCUUCAAUGAUAAUUAUGGGGAAGUUUAUUCUGCAAGUGGCAUGCAAUAAAUAAAUAACUCCUGCACCAUUA